AUGAAAGCGGUCGGCGAGCUCAUGAAGGUUUUCAUAACGAGGCGCAUCCCUCAGGAGGGGAUGAAGAUCCUGACAGCUGCCGGAGUGUGUGAGGUGUCACAGUGGGACUCGGAUGAGCCUGUGCCCAGGACAGAGCUACUCAGAGGGGUCCAGGGAGCUCAAGGGCUGCUUUGUCUGCUAACGGAUAAGAUUGAUGCCGAGGUUCUGGAUGCUGCGGGGCCAAACCUGAAAGUAAUCAGCACCAUGUCUGUGGGGUUUGACCACUUGGCGGUCGAUGAGAUAAAAAAACGAGGCAUUCGUGUUGGGUACACUCCAGAUGUCCUGACCGACGCCACUGCUGAGCUGACCAUGGCCCUUCUGCUGGCCACUGCCCGCAGGAUUCCAGAGGGAGUGGAGGAGGUCAAAAAUGGCGGCUGGAGCUCGUGGAAGCCUCUGUGGCUUUGUGGUCCUGGUCUGUCGGGCAGCACUGUGGGGAUCAUUGGUCUGGGACGCAUUGGGAUGGCCAUAGCUCAGAGACUCAUGCCCUUCGGAGUUAAGAGGCUGCUGUAUUCUGGGAGGACCGCCAAAGCCCACGCUGCGGAGGUGAAUGGAGAGUUUGUCCCCAUGGAAACCCUUGUGUCUGAGAGUGACUUCAUAGUGGUCACCUGCUCGCUCACACCUGAAACCCAGGGUCUGUGCAAUAAAGCCUUCUUCAGCAAAAUGAAAAAAACAGCAGUCUUCAUCAACUCAAGCAGGGGCGCCGUGGUGAACCAGGAGGACCUGUACGAGGCCUUGAGCUCCGGGCAGAUAGCUGCGGCCGGACUGGACGUCACAACCCCUGAGCCUCUCCCGACCAGCCACCCACUCCUCACGCUGAAAAACUGUGUGGUUUUACCGCAUAUUGGCAGCGCCGAGAACUCCACCAGAGGCGUCAUGUCCGCCUUGGCAGCUCGGAACCUUCUGGGAGGUUUGCAGGGCUCAGACAUGCCCAGCGAGCUCAGCUUCUAG
Molecule: messenger RNA, 987 nt
Organism: Menidia menidia (Atlantic silverside)
Lineage: Eukaryota; Metazoa; Chordata; Actinopteri; Atheriniformes; Atherinopsidae
Source: the annotation of a GenBank genome assembly